AUGACCGUUAGGCGACAGGCGGGCGUCACGGAGGGCGAUCUCGCCAGCCAAACGCCGGCGUCGGCGUCGCUGCCAUCCGAGGCGCCGGAUCAAGGGUCGCAGGCAACUGCGAUUCCGGGAGAGGGGUCGUCGGCAUCGGAGGCGUUAGGUGAGGUGUCCGGUGGUUCGUCGGAAAUGACCAUCGGGGGCCGUUUCUGGGCACUGCAGUCCGAUGAGGAAGAUGAUGGUGGGAGUGGUGAUGAGGAGGUAGAGUUUGCUUCGUCUGGUAGAGGUGGAGAUCGUUUGGCAUCCUUCUUCUGCCGUACUCCAUCGCCGUCGAGGGAUACGGAUCUUGCGGAAGGCUCAUCGGAGCUCAAUCGGCGGCAGUUGAAGAGGCUUCGACGGCGGGAUGGGCAGCGGUUAGCGGCUCGCGCUGCGCUUUUCUUCUCUUCUGGCGAAGGUACGGGCUCCUUUUCCUCUUCGCCGCUGAACAAGGAAUCAAAAGCUAAGUGUCACAUGAAUUUGCCGGUGCUAGAACCGUCAGUUUUUGUCGACAAAACCAUGGAUGGGUGGACACUGGUUCGUCGGCGGCGUUGGUCGCCGGCGUUCGCCAAGAAGGUCUGUGAUCCGGGUAUCACGGAGAAUUCAAAUGGUUCGAAUGUGGGCCAUGCCCGGUUGCGGGCUGGUGAACAAAGACCUGGGUUUCGUUCAGGCCCAUUGCGCCAGGUUGGAUCAUCUCUCGAUCGUUCGGAUAGCGAUCGAGUGUCCAGGGUUGCCAAGGUUGGCAACGUGACCGCUGGGUUUGCGUUUCGACGUUUCCUAGGGUUAACCUGGAAGAAGAGUGAGGCGGCGGCUCCUGUCAUCCGGCGUCGCACGGCUGAAGUCAUCAUGAGUGGCGAUGGUGGUCGAGGAGGAUUCAACUCCGGGCGAGGUGGUUUCAAUCCUGGCAGAGGAGGGUAUGGUGGCGGCCGCGGAAACUUUGGUGGCCGCGGUGACUACGGUGGUGGCCGUGGUGACGUUGGUGGUGGCCGAGGCGACUUUGCUGGUGGCCGUGGCGAAUAUGGCUAUGGAGGGGGGCGCGGUGACUACGGCAAUCAGCAUGGUGGCUAUGGCGCCGGCCGCGGCGGCUAUGGUGGAAACCGAACUGAAUAUGCCCCGAGAGGUCAUUUCGGCCAUGUUGGACGGGGCAACCCUGGCUUUGGCGGCGGGCGUGGUCACCAGGGCAGCGGCUUUGGUGGUUUUGGAGCAAAUCUCCAGUUUGUACAGGGGGGAUACAAGUGGAUCAGCAGGGUCUGGUCCUAA
Lolium perenne is the source of this 1281-nucleotide messenger RNA. The record is from RefSeq and is a predicted model, not a curated record. Lineage: Eukaryota; Viridiplantae; Streptophyta; Magnoliopsida; Poales; Poaceae.